CCGCUGGUCGGGCCAGUGGAGCGACUGAUCAAUGAGCGGCUCAGAACAAAGCCGCACUGCCGCUGUGGAACACCGCGUCUCUCCAAAACUUUUAUUACCUCCCUACAGACCUCACCAUGACCAACAAAACGACCCCUCUGCUGUUCCGGGCGCUAGUGGAGAUGUCCGAGGCGUGCUCCUCUAAAGCUGUGCGAGGAAAACCCACUAGAGCAAAUAUCAGGCACUUGGGCUCGUGUGGCGCCCUGGCAGCCAGGCGAGCCACCCUGCCCCUCUGCCCUGCAGCCCCUGUCCACCCCCCCAGCCGCAGCUUCAUCAACCUGGCUGCUCCCAUCAGCACCCGAAGGAUGGAGUACACCGAGUGCCGGACGCUUGGGUACACUCCAGAGCAGAUGUUCAGUGUGGUAGCCAAUGUGGAUCAGUACCAGCACUUUGUUCCCUGGUGCAAGAAGUCUCGGAUCAUGAAGGGACGGAACGGCGACGUCCGGGCGGAGCUUGAGAUAGGUUUCCCCCCCAUUGUGGAGCGUUACACCUCUGAGGUCACGGUCGUCCCAAACCACCAAGUCAGGGCUGUGUGUACUGACGGAUCCCUCUUCAGCCAUCUUGAAACAAUAUGGAGGUUUGCACCCGGAGCCAAGGACCAACCAGACUCCUGCAAGGUGGAUUUCUAUGUAUCGUUUGAGUUCAAGUCUCUGCUACACUCUCAGGUGGCCACCAUGUUUUUUGACGAAGUGGUAAAACAGAUGGUCGGCGCCUUUGAGUCACGAGCAGCCCGGCUGUACAGGAGUCAGUAGGAGGCAUCGGCACGGAGGUGGUCACCAUGAGGAUGAACACUUUGACCCCUUUCAGCGUGGACCAUCAGCCAAACCUCACUAAACACCUCCCGCUGCCACCUAAUUUCAACACUGGACCGCUCUCUCGACCACAACCACCCGACUUCAACGUCUUACCCAGGAGACUGGAUCUUCUUUUUGCACUGCAUCAUAUUUCUUACCUGUGUUCACAUGCACACAAAACACACUUUAAAUCUAUUUAUUUAAAUGCCACAAACUAAUUUAUUUACGUACAUGUACUUUUUUUGUUUUGUUUUGUUUUGUUUUGUUUGGGAUAAGAAUGAAUGUGUGCUUUCAAAUGUUCAUGACGAAAGUAAAUGUUUGUUUGUAAAAUUGUGGAAUAAUUUGUGGUCAAGUGACUUUAAACAUCUGAAAUGGUGCAGAAGAGCUUUUUCUUGUCCAGCAUAUUUUAUUGUGCCAGUGGAAUAUUAAAAAGCUCUAUUUGGUAAA
Molecule: messenger RNA, 1280 nt
Organism: Myripristis murdjan (pinecone soldierfish)
Lineage: Eukaryota; Metazoa; Chordata; Actinopteri; Holocentriformes; Holocentridae
Product: coenzyme Q-binding protein COQ10 homolog, mitochondrial
Exons: 5
Coding region: 117-791 (224 amino acids)
Biological process (GO): cellular respiration
Cellular component (GO): mitochondrion
Molecular function (GO): ubiquinone binding
Source: RefSeq, a predicted model, not a curated record